Molecule: messenger RNA, 3619 nt
Organism: Zerene cesonia (dogface butterfly)
Lineage: Eukaryota; Metazoa; Arthropoda; Insecta; Lepidoptera; Pieridae
Product: probable G-protein coupled receptor 158
Exons: 12
Coding region: 23-3001 (992 amino acids)
Biological process (GO): G protein-coupled receptor signaling pathway
Cellular component (GO): membrane
Molecular function (GO): G protein-coupled receptor activity
Source: RefSeq, a predicted model, not a curated record
ACGCAGUGGACGUGAUGUCAAAAUGCGGACGCUCGUCCUUAUAUACUUCGCGACGUUAGUGCAGUGCGAUUUUAAAAGUGAAUUAAAACAUUUAAGACACGCUCGGACUUUAAUACGACAUGGAAGGUCUAGAGUGCAUUUUACGCGGCUGCACACGCGGGCGCGCGAUCUGGUCGCGCAAGUCAUUGAGGCUGAAAAGAGCAGUGAAUUAGAGGGCAUAGAUAAAUCUGGCGAAGACCCAGUUAUAGCGGCCUUAAGACCGUAUGGGGCUCCAGACGAGGACGGGUACACCACACCUGACACAUUCCAAAAGUAUUUCGGGAAUUAUUCUGGAACAUUCCAUCGAGAUACACUAGAAGACGUAUCCUUGUUAGAUCAUUUAAUAAACGUUGAACAUAGUUACGAUAACGAAACACAAAGGAUAAUGGCUGACGAUUCAGACGCAGUUAGAGACGGCAUAGUAAAUGAUACCAGUCAGUCAGAUAAUGCGACAGUUGUGAAAGCUGUACACGAAGACGUUGUUACUAAGUUCCUAAGAUUAAUUGAAACGCAGCAUUUGCUAGGCGAGAAUUGCACAGCUGGGACGCACUUGAAUUUAGGUGAAGGCGUUGUAGACAGGUACGCUCAAGAGAGAUUUAGAAUAGAGGCAGAUGUGGCGGUGAACCGGGCUAAUAUGCUAACGAGAUUAUGGAAGUACGCCGGGCCGUCAGUGAUGCAUAACGAAUAUCUAUUACACGCAAGCGUUUUUUCAAUGGUUGAAUUCGAUGACGACGUGUUUGCGGCGGGCAAUUGCUACGACCAAUACCAGUACAAGGACUACCAGUUGUUCUGCCCUUUCGCGUACCGUUUACCGGAAGGGCCGAUAUUGGCGAAGGACCUAGCGGUCGAGUACAAAUAUUUGAGCAACACGUCCGAAUGGUUCUACAUCGCCCGCAAGAAUGCUGAGCGCGUGAUUCGGAAUCACAGUCAGUUUCGACGAGGUUACAACACGUAUACGUACAACGAUACGGCGCACACAGAGAGAGAGCAAGAUGAGAUCCUGGCAGUGACGUAUGAUGAUGGGAAAUGGUCGAAACCCUAUUACGACUGCGGCGGUGGUAACAUCUGGAUGCUGACCUACACCGUCCCUUUCUUCGGAUACAACAAUGGAACGUAUUUUUUCAAAGGCACCAGCGGUAUCGAUAUAGACCUGCGGCGAGUGGACAUCGACCAGUGCCCUUUGAAGCCAGGAUCCACCCAGCUAAACAUAUUCGCCGGUACUGACAAAUGUAAGAAGACCACCACUGAGUGUGUCCCCGUGCCGGGGCUUGGCUUCCGCCGGGGCUCGUACCGCUGCGUGUGCCGCCGAGGCUUCUACUUCCCCAACACCACAGCUGAAAACAGAUUCUACAAUGGCAGCGUCAUUGAGGAGGAGUUUGAGAAACAUUUACAGCACCAGCACAGUCUUUAUUCAACGAGAUCAGCGUUCGAGUGCCUACCCUGCGCGGAGGGGUGUGAAGCCUGCAUCGACGGCUCGCCCUGCGUAGCCGCCCUUAACUGGGUGGUGAGGACCACCAUCUUCGCGCUCGCCUGCCUGGUUAUAUCCUGCCUGCCUUUUAUAGUGUACUUCACGAUCAAGUAUGGACAUGUUAGGGUAGUCCGUGCAGCCAGCCCCGCUCUGCUCCGGGUGAUAGUUCUGGGGGCGCUGCUGAUCUACUGCACGACCCUGGUGAUGUACGGCAGGCCCACGGUGUUCACGUGCACCGCGAGGGUCUGGCUGCGGGAAGUCGGCUUCUGUUUGACGUAUGGUGCUCUGAUGCUGAAGACUUGGAGGAUAUCAGUAAUCUUCCAAGUACGGUCAGCAAAAGCCGUCAAAAUAUCCGACAUGUACCUGCUCCGGCGCAUUGGGGUGAUAGUGGGUGUGGCCUGCGUUCUGCUGUCCAUACGAACGCUGGUGGCGCCGCCCGCGGUGAUAGUUGGCAGGACGAAGGAAGACCUGAAGGCGUAUCUAUGCAACACGGAUUGGUGGGACCACUCUUUUACUACUCUGGAGGUGAUAUUCCUAAUGUGGGGGAUCCGCCUCUGCAUCAUGGUGAGGAAAGCGCCUUCGGAGUUCAAUGAGAGUCGCUUCAUAUCCAUGGCUAUAUACAACGAGUUCCUGCUAUCUGUCUUCCUGAAUAUAUCUAUGUUAUUUCUUCAGUCACCAGCGAAUCCUGAUCUCCUGUACAUAAUAUUCUUCUGCCAUACGCAACUAACUGUGACUCUGUUGCUUUGUUUUAUAUUUGGUAGCAAGGCCUACAUGGUCUACAAAGGACAAGGAAAAGACGACCGAGAGAAAACGGGGAAGUUCAGGUCGAAGCCGGCAGAGUCCACGUACACGAUGACGACCAAUAGGAGUACUCGCUUCUGUGAUAAUAUGACUGAGAGGGAGCUGGAGGAGGAGUUCAAAAAGAUAUGCAAUCAGCUAGAGAAACUAAGGGAGCGUUGCAUACCAGUUAACAAUAUACCACGGAAAAUAACCGCUAUGCUGGAUGCGGCGGCACUUCAUGAUCGGAAACCUGGUGCUUCCGACUCAGCACCACUCAAACUGAACACAGUGUUCAGUGCUGUGGCAGAUAGACUCAUGUGUACUGUGACGCCAGCUGAAGAAUCAAGCAGUAGCGGCAGAGACCUGCCUUUUGACGCGCCGCCGUCCUAUAAACAAAAAUUCACACCGACCAAGAGUGUAGACAAUAGUAAUGCUGAACAGAGUCAAACAGAUGUUACCACAGAUUCACCGAAACGAAAGAUAGAAGAAGAUAAAGAGAACGGAGUGUUCAAAAUUUCGGGAGAAGCAAACUGUAGUGAUAUACGUCCACCAGAAGUUAAUAGAAAUGGGUAUAAGAAUGAAAAAAGGGAGGAAGUUAGGUGUAGUCCAAGCAGUUCGGACAUUAGAAGCGUGCGUUCUGGGCAUGCGAGGACUCAUGCAAUAGUUAUAAAUUUGGAUGAUAAAAGUCGUUUCACUGAAGAAGUCACUGUUUAAAGACUGUACUUAGAUUUCAGUUGCAUUAUGUUGGAUGGUUUUUGUGAUGUUUUGGACUACCAAAUGCGCAUUCUGGGUUCGAAAUAUUAAGAAUUCUUACAUAUGUGUUUUGAAAAACAUUUAGUAAUUACCUAUUAAUCAUUAAUUCUUCUACUGGUUUAUCAAUUAAGAUACGAAACUUCAAUUUUGUUAUAAAAUGCUGUCUUGAAUUCUGCGAAGAACUUACUCGACUUUACCAUCACAAAAACAAUUUAACCUGUUCAAAAGUAGACAAUUGUAUGCUAGUCUUAACUGUGAUUAUAAACGUUAAAAUGAUAAAUUAAAAUUACCAUUAUACCUAGCUAUUAUUAGCGAUUUAUGCAUAUCAAAUAGAAACAUUCCGUUAAUGAGGUGAAUUUUUAAAAUUGAAUUUGAAAAUGGAAUUCGAAAGCGUAUGAGUAUCGCAAAACUCUAAAACAAGUUUCAACAUCAAUCGCUCAUUUUAUUUUACUAUACUUAAAGUUUGCUGUUUCAAAUAUCCGUGUACGUAUUUCGCCAAUUCAAAAAAAUCAAAAUCAAUUUCUUUGAUCACGUUUUUUCCUACGAUGUUUAUUUAGAUUACGGCUCUGAAAUCCAAUU